AGAAAUGGCCAUCAACUGAAACUAGUUUAUUUUAAUAAUUCAUGAUGAAAAAAUGCGAUUAGAAGCAAUUAUGAUGCAAUCUCUACUAUUCCCAGUGAACAGAUUAUGUCACCUGUGGGGCUUUGUACUUUUGUGUUUUUGCUAGCUGUAGCUCAUGUGUUGAGUGGAACGACAGAUAUCACAGUCGAAGGCCUUAAUUUAACUAAAGAUAAGUUAGCGUCUUUAGAAUCAGAGGUGUGGACAUGGGAAUGCGAAAAAACUGGAUGUGUCAAGAAAAGAAACGAGAAAACGAAAAACCCAUUUGAUGGCAGCAUAUGCACCAGUGAUACCAUAUACAGAAGGCCAUUGUCCGUAAAUGUCUGCAAAUUGUUAUGCCCUCCUGGCACCCUCUGGCCAAAGCCCACUGGUCUUGUUGACCUAUCGUCUAAACUCUAUCCAAUAAAUCCAAACAGCGUGUACCUAAAAACCCAUUUUGUUGAUGGCAAAGGUGAUAAAACAAAAGAAAGUGGUGAGUUGGUUGAGAAAGCAGGUAAGCUGUUCAAUGAACGGCUCAGACAGAAAUCUAAAAAUGUCCAAGUGCCGGGGAAAAACACUGAAAUCACAUUUUCUUUAAAAGAUCCAACUGUUUUCAAGUUCACACAGAAUUCUAAUGAAAGUUAUGCUUUGUAUGUCAACCUCACAUUUGACGGAGCGAUAAACAUAACAAUAGAAGCGGAUAAUUUUCUAGGAGCACGUCAUGGAUUGGAAACAUUAGAUCAGGUUAUAGUUUUUGAUCAUUUAACAGGAGCACUUCUUAUUCCAGGAGAAGUUAAAAUCCUAGACAAACCGAUGUAUACGCACAGAGGAAUUAUGUUGGAUACAGCGAGGAACUUUUUAUCGGUCGAUAGUAUUAAAAGGACUUUGGAAGGCAUGGCCUUAAAUAAAUUGAACACGUUUCACUGGCAUAUCACAGAUUCUCACAGUUUUCCAUUUCAAUCAACAUCAUAUCCAGAACUUUCUAAGUAUGGAGCAUAUUCACAGGAGCAGGUGUACACUGUUGAUGAUAUCAAGAACAUUUUGGAAUAUGCAAGAGUGCGAGGGAUAAGGGUCAUACCAGAAUUUGAUGCACCAGCUCAUGUAGGAGAAGGAUGGCAGUUUGCCAGUGAUGAAAACGUGACUGUCUGUUUCAAGGCUGAACCCUGGACACAAUAUUGUGUUGAACCUCCUUGCGGUCAACUGAAUCCGACGUCCGAAAAGAUGUACACAAUUCUUGAAGGGAUUUACAACGAUAUGGGCAAAGUUUUUGAUUCCGACCUAUUUCACAUGGGAGGAGAUGAAGUCAAUUUCAACUGCUGGAGGUCAAGCGAUGUAAUAGUAGAAAACAUGACAAAAAUGGGUCUCAAUACGACAGAAAAUGACUUUUUAAAAUUGUGGUCUGACUUUCAAACCCGUGCUUUGGGCCUUUUGGAAAAAGUCAAUAAAAAUCAGAAAAAGGUUGUACUUUGGACGAGUACACUUACGGAACACAAUGUAGAAAAAUAUUUGAACAACUCAAAAUACAUAAUACAAAUUUGGACCAAGGGUAAUGAUCACACAAUCAAGCAGUUGGUGGAAAAAGGAUAUCCUAUAAUAUUAUCCAAUUAUGAUGCUCUUUAUUUGGACUGCGGCUUUGGAGCAUGGAUUGGAUCCGGAAACAACUGGUGCUCACCGUACAUUCCUUGGCAAAAAAUAUAUGAAAAUGAUCCAGUUACUUUGUUGAAAGGUCUGAAUGUUUCAGUUGACGAAGGUGUAAGAAAGUUGAUUUUAGGAGCAGAGGCAACGCUUUGGACCGAGCAAGCAGACGAUUCCUCAAUAGAUAAUAGAAUUUGGCCAAGGAGCAGCGCAAUGGCUGAAUUGUUGUGGACAGGGCCUGGGAGCUGGAACAAAGCCGAACCGCGUUACCUUCACCAAAGGGAAAGAAUGGUCAAGAGAAAAAUUAGUGCUGAUACUGUUCAACCUCAGUGGUGUUACCAAAACCAGGGGAAAUGUUAUUAACAAAUCUAUAACAUUUUUAAUUUCAUAUUUUUAAAAACAAUACGAUAGUUUAUUUAUUUCAUACAAAUAUUGACAUUUAUUAA
Messenger RNA from Cimex lectularius (bed bug), 2096 nucleotides. It is a transcript of the gene Hexo1, whose product is annotated as chitooligosaccharidolytic beta-N-acetylglucosaminidase. The coding region runs from base 106 to 2013 and encodes 635 amino acids. NCBI's taxonomy places the organism in Eukaryota, Metazoa, Arthropoda, Insecta, Hemiptera, Cimicidae. Gene Ontology annotation, biological process: ganglioside catabolic process; glycosaminoglycan metabolic process; carbohydrate metabolic process. The record is from RefSeq and is a predicted model, not a curated record. The transcript has 9 exons. Gene Ontology annotation, cellular component: membrane. Gene Ontology annotation, molecular function: beta-N-acetylhexosaminidase activity.